AUGACUACAGAUCUUAGUUCUGGUGAGAAGCGCAAACGAGGGCGUGAAGAUUCAACAAUCGAUGACAGCCUUUCCGAGCGUCCACGAGUCAUAGGACCAACUAUUCCACAUAUUCGUGCAGAUAGCAGUAAUAAUGCUCAAGAACGAAACACAUUAGAUGACAACUCCGAAGAAAGCGACGACGAUUUUGGGCCCCAGCUACCACCAGCGACACAUAAACAAUCGGUUGGUACGAAACUUCAUGACCAAACCUCCUUGAACAAGCCUCAAGAAGGUCUACCCGAAGAACAUCCCUCGAAACCAGGGAAACGGGACGAAUGGAUGGUUGUCCCUCCCAGUAAAGACUCCUGGGUCUCAGGCCUACGUUCUGCACCGGCGCAAAACCGGAAAUUCAUGACAGGGCGAUCUGCUCGUGGUUCUGAAACAACAGAUGGCACAGGCUCGGCUUGGACGGAGAGCCCAGCUCAAAAGAAGCAGCGGCUGGAGAAUGAGAUAUUGGGAAUACAGUCGCACAGCAGCUCGGCAGACACCAAAGCACAGUCACACAGGGCUGAUAUCACUACUGCAGAUAAAUUGAAGAUGCCUAGGGGCGAAGAAAAGAAACCAUCAUUAUAUGAGAGGCACAAGCAAAGGAAACGAAGUCCAGGUGCGGAUGAUCCGAGUGCACGACCUUUUGAUCGAGAGAAAGACAUCGCUGGUCCUACAAACGUCUCCAAUGCAAAUCGAAAGGAGAUGCUGAACCGGGCCUCAGAUUAUGGAUCUAGAUUUAGUGGAGGUAAAUAUUUAUAA
This is a messenger RNA of Talaromyces proteolyticus, 789 nucleotides long. RefSeq lists its product as uncharacterized. The transcript has 2 exons. The record is from RefSeq and is a predicted model, not a curated record. NCBI's taxonomy places the organism in Eukaryota, Fungi, Ascomycota, Eurotiomycetes, Eurotiales, Trichocomaceae. The coding region runs from base 1 to 789 and encodes 262 amino acids.